UAGAUAUCACAAAUGGCUCAAGCAAUUGCUUACCUCGAUGACAUCAAACCAUACAAAACCACUUGGAGAGUUCAGGUCCGUGUCCUUCAUACCUGGAAGACAUUUACCACAAAGUUUGGUGAGACUUUCGACAUGGUUCUGUCUGAUGUCAAAGGCAAGAAGAUCCAUGCGUCUGUGAAGAGAGAGCAUCUCAACCGUUUUGAGAAGCUCAUGGUUCCAGGAGAGUGGAAGGCUAUUGAAAACUUUGGAUUGACUUAUUCAACUGGUCAGUUCAAAGCAACUGAUCAUCGUUACAAAAUGGGCUUCAUGGCGCAAACAAGAGUUGUGAGGAUGGAUCCAUUGUCUGAUUCUUAUUACCUGUCAUUGACUCCUUUCAAUGAUGUUUUAACUGCUGGUCUCAACCAGAACUACUUGAUUGAUGUUGUCGGUCAAAUCGUGAAUGUUGGUGAAAUGGAGACUAUCGACGUGCAAAAUAAACCUACUAAAAAGAUUGAUUUUGAACUGAGGGAUCAUACGGAUGAAAGGCUACCCUGUACUCUAUGGGGUUCAUUUGCAGAACAAGUUUUCUCUGCCUGUGAAGCUUCUGCUGGUGAGAUGGUCAUAUGUUUGGUGAGAUAUGCUAAGAUCAAGACUUACAAAGAUGUAAGGAGUAUCUCCAAUGCUUUCAAUACAUCUCAGAUCUUGAUCAAUCCAGACAUCCCUGAGAUUGUUGCCUUCAAAGAAAGUUUACCAAAAGAUGGGCUUGCUCUUACUCUUCUUGAGUCUAAACCAAAGCAGGAAAUGAUCGAGCUGACUACAGGGGAUUUCUAUCUUCAGUUUCCUAAGAAGACCAUCAAAGAAGUCGCUGAGAUGUUUGAUGUAAUAGUUCUUUUUUUCUAUUACAUUCUAAUUUGAUUGCAUAGUUUAUUCUAACCAACUUUUAAAUGUUCCUAUUUUCAG
Molecule: messenger RNA, 939 nt
Organism: Arabidopsis lyrata subsp. lyrata
Lineage: Eukaryota; Viridiplantae; Streptophyta; Magnoliopsida; Brassicales; Brassicaceae
Exons: 5
Coding region: 13-894 (293 amino acids)
Source: RefSeq, a predicted model, not a curated record